CAGAUUCGGGGUUCUAAUCACGCUAUUGCGAUCUUCUUCAGCCCGGUGCGGUCCGUCAGGAAAAACGGCCUCUCGGAGCACAACCUGGGCAUCUCCCGCAGCAAGACCCCCGUGGAUGACCCCAUGAGCCUGCUGUACAACAUGAACGACUGCUACUCCAAGCUGAAAGAGCUGGUGCCCAGCAUCCCGCAGAACAAGAAAGUCAGCAAGAUGGAAAUCCUGCAGCACGUUAUCGACUACAUCCUGGACCUGCAGAUCGCCUUGGACUCGCACCCCAGCAUCGUCAGCCUCCACCACCAGAGGCCCGGGCAGAACCCUUCCUCCAGGACUCCUCUCACCACCCUCAACACAGACAUCAGCAUCCUCUCGCUACAGGUAGGCGCCUGCCCCCCGGCUCCCCCCCUCGCCCGGGACGGGGAGCCCAGGGCGCUCUGA
Molecule: messenger RNA, 435 nt
Organism: Nipponia nippon (crested ibis)
Lineage: Eukaryota; Metazoa; Chordata; Aves; Pelecaniformes; Threskiornithidae
Source: RefSeq, a predicted model, not a curated record